GAGCAUCUCCACUCGUCCCCCCGACGAGGCCCCCGAGCGACGUUUUUUCCAUCCGGACGGCGAAAUUCGGCCCAGUCGCGCCCCCGGUUCCUCGUUUUCGUCCGGAUUUGGCCCUUAAUCCAUCCGGCGAGCCCACGCCACCCCCGGCCCCCCGGGGCGCGCUCGGGGACUCCGGACGAAAGAUUUUGGCGCGAAACGGCGUGUGGACCCGUGUAGUCGGCGACUGGAAAACCAAAUCCUGUCGAUUUUCCCUCCAAUUUGCUUGCAUAUCCCCAUUCCCUCCAAUUUGCUUGCAUAUCCCCAUUCUCUCCCGCCGAAAUCCCCCAAUCUCCUCGUCUUCCAGCUCCAGUUCCUGGCGGCGUCUUCUCGUCCACCACCACUCUCCUCCUCGUCUUCUCGUCCACCACAAUGCCGCCGAAGGCGCCGGCGAGGAAGAUGCGGGCGAAGAAGACGAAGCCGCCGGGCAUGUCGAACGCCGAGUGGGCGGCGGACGAGCAACGGCGCGACGUGGAAACAAGCGCCAGGGCGGAGAGGGUGAAAAGAGCCGCCGCCAAGAGGUCGGCGGAGGCGGCCCAGGAGGAACAAGCGAGGCUGAUCAGCAUGGCCUAUAGCGGCGGUAUGUUCCCCGGCCAAUGGCCGACGCAAGGUACAACAAGUUCCCCGUCUUCCUUAUCGUCUUCGCUGUACUCGCCGUCGCCGACUGCCGUGUUCCAAGAGGGCGCCUACGUCCAACCGUCCAAGCCCACACCGUCGCCGCCCGAGGUUGACGUCGGCGGCGGCGGCCUGUUCGAGGGCACCUCGCCGGCCCUGCGACGAGGGCCGCUCACGUUCGGUGCGAUGGCGGCGCCGAACGAAGAGGAGAUCCACGAGAUGAUCACCUCCGGCACCACCGCCGCCGCUGCGAGCCCGGGGUUCUUCAUGACCGCCGCCGCUGCGUGCCCGGGGUUCUUCACGCAAGAGGAGACGAGGGCGACGGCAGCUGUGGCGGCGCGCAACGAGCAUCGGGAGGAUGUUGCCGACGGAAGCCAAGCCGUCGAAGAAGAAGGCGAGGAAGAAGAAGAGCCAACUCAAUCCGCCGCCAACCUGUCGAAGGGGAAGAAGAAGAGGAAGAAGGACUCGCCGCCUGCCGAACCGCGUAUCAAAUGGACGCCGAAGGAAGAGGAGUGCCUCGCCGAAGCUUGGAUGACCGUGUCCACGAACGGCAUAAUCGGGGCCAAUCAGUCGUUCGACACAUAUUGGCUUCGAGUGAAGCAGGCGUACGAGGAGCGCAAACUCGUCGAUCCCUACUUCAAGAAGACGAACAUGAACGUGUUCCGGGGAGACAAGGCAAUGGCCACCCAUUGGGGGCUCAUGCAGACGGCGUGCAGCAAAUGGCACGGCAUACAGGAGGAGUGCGAGAAACGGCCGAUCAGCGGCCACGACUUGGAGCAAAAGCUGCGCCGAGCUUUGGACAUGUACACGGACGACACCGGCCUGCAGUUUAAGUUCCUCAACGUCUACGCCCGCCUCGAGAACUGCGAGAAGUGGAAGGAAGUCCGCACGACCCUCUCGAAGAGCAAGACCGAGCAGUACAACCCCGACGCUCCGGCGGCAAGCGCGGCGGAAGGAAUUAACGCCAAUAGCCUGUUCCGUUCUGUCCUUAUCCUCAUCGAUCUGGGAACAAGAAUCGUCUGA
Lolium perenne is the source of this 1674-nucleotide messenger RNA. The record is from RefSeq and is a predicted model, not a curated record. NCBI's taxonomy places the organism in Eukaryota, Viridiplantae, Streptophyta, Magnoliopsida, Poales, Poaceae.